Molecule: messenger RNA, 667 nt
Organism: Peromyscus maniculatus bairdii (prairie deer mouse)
Lineage: Eukaryota; Metazoa; Chordata; Mammalia; Rodentia; Cricetidae
Product: resistin-like alpha
Cellular component (GO): extracellular region
Molecular function (GO): hormone activity
Source: RefSeq, a predicted model, not a curated record
CUCUGAGAACUCAGGGCUGUCCUCCUCCACCUGCUGUCUCAGACUGCUGGAAUAAGGAUCAAGCCUGAGCUGGUAAUCAAUAAAACCCCGUGCUUGUGUGUUUGCAUCGGAUAUUGGCUCUGUGGUGGAUUUGCUCUGAAGUCUCACGACAAUAAGAGGCCCAGGACAUUGACUUUCAACAGGAUGAAGACUACAACUUGCUCCCUUCUCAUCAUCAUCUCACUUCUCCAGCUGAUGAUCCCAGUGAACACUGAGGAGACCUUAGACUCCAUCAUAAAGAAGCUCAAGGAAGCUCUCAGCGAUGGAGGUAACCAUCCCUCUACUGUGACCCAUACACUCUCCUGCACUAGUGUGAAGGCUUCAGGCAACCUAGCCUCCUGUUCUGCUGGGAUGAUUGCUACUGGAUGUUCUUGUGGCUUUGCCUGUGGAUCAUGGAACAUCCAGAAUGAAAAUGUUUGCCACUGCCUGUGUCCAAUUAUUGACUGGACUCUUGCCCGCUGCUGCCAACUGUCCUGAGAAUGAGGAGACUGAGAAUCUAGUUUUGAAAUGAUGAUUUUAAAACAACUAUGAUCUCUCCCAGAAAGCCUGACUGAUUGUCCCUGUACUGAAUUCCUAUUACACAGUAUUCCUGCUUCUUAAAUAAUAAAGAGAGAUUUGCACUAAUCUA